UUUUUUUUUUUUUUUUAACGUAGUUCUACAAUACAAGUUGGUGAUUGGUUUUCCAUGAAGAAUUCCGAUGCUUUGCCUUUUUUUUUCCUUUGAUCAUUUAAUUGUUCAAUAAUAAAGUUGUUUGAACAUUACUUGUUUGCUUGAAUAUCCAAGGAUGGUCUUAAUAUAUAAAUAAUAAUAAUCACAAUUAUUCCACUUUGAAAAACUGUAUUUGAGACAAUUUGUUUAUUGAAACUAAUUUGUUAGUGAGUACGUAAAUCAUAACAUAUUUCAUAUAAUAAUACUUAUUAGGUCUAAAUUUAAAAGUUAAGUUCUUAAUAUAAAUUUCAUGUACAUACAAAAGUCGUAAAGUAUAUCGAAUGAUGACUCUUACAUAAACUGUACCUGCAAAGUAUUCAAUUGAGUUCAGAUCAAUCUACAGUCAUUGUAUACCCAGUGGAACUUGAAAUCCAUAGAAUAACUUCAAUUGAUUUACUUCAUUAAGCGAUUCAAACACAGUAGAACCUCUAAUUCACUUACCACCAAUUAUGCUUAUUUAUACAAACUAUAUUAUAAAACCCAUGUCUCAUUUUUCACAAAGAAAUAAAAAAAAGUGUAUAAAACUAAUUAAAAAAAAAAGUAUUUUCCUUUAAAUAAAAAAAGGUUAGCUAUAAUAAAAUUACGUUUAUUAAAAAGCUGAAAUACUGGGUCAAAGCAUAAAAUCUAGCUCGGCAUGCAAAAGAAUAGCACAACAUAAAUACUCCAUUAUCAACAAUUAAUCAAACCCAAUUAUACGUUACUUUUCCAAAAAAAAAAACAAAAAAAGCCAAUUGUACGUUACUUACAAUGUCUUUUAUACAUUUUUUUAUUUUUUUUAUUUUUAUUAAAAAAAAAGAAAUAAAUACUACGACUAGUAGUAUUCUACGGUGGGUAAGGGUAGGGUCGGGUUAUCAGCACGAGAAAAUCUCUUUCCCGCUCCUUCCUCCCUUCAAAUCUCACUCAUUCCUUCUCUCUCUCCUCCUUCACUUCACUUCACUUCUCCUUUACCAUUUUUCACAACUAUAAUCCCCUCGCAAUAGCAAUACAUUUUAUUCUUCGGGUUUUCGGAAUUUUCGUUUUCGAUACAAAAAAUAAUCUAAGUAUACUAGAGGCUUUUGAUUUUGGUUUUGAGAAAUAUUUUUUUUGUAUGUAUGAGUUGCGAACAUGGACACCCCUGAAAGGAAUCAGAUCGGAACACCCGUUUCUAAAUUUGAGGAGUCUCCCUUUUCCAACUUCAUCAACAGCUUGUCUCCUAUCAACCCAACGAAGACGAUUCACGUUUCUCAGACGUUUGGCUCGCUUAGUUUUACCUCACCUCCAUCAGUAUUUACUUCACCCCAUGUGAGCUUUCAGAAGGAUAAUAAGUUCUUAAGAAGGCAUCUGGUUUCAGAUCUCGCGAGACAUCAGCUGUCAUCAGAUGAAGGGAACAAAGACUCUAUCACAGAAGAAGACGGCAGCACUGAGCAUCACCCUGAAAGUCUGCCAAAUGUACAAAUUAGAGGUGAAGGUGGUGAAGGUUCCGCCAAGCCACUCGAAGAUGCAUCAGACUGUGCAACCGAGCUGCCAAGGGAACUUAAGUAUGACAGUGGAAGUCCUCGCCACUGUAAGGCAGUGAAUUCCUGUGGCAAUGAAACAGGAUGUGAGCCAAACACAUCAGCAGCCCUUAUCCAAUUUAUCCAGGAACCUUCUGUUAGAGGGACCUUUGAUACAGAAUCAAAUGCUAAGGAGACGAACCAUGAUAACGAAGAGGAAGGAUGUGAUUGGCAGAGCCUGAUAUCUGGUAGUAGUGACCUUUUUAUAUUUGAUUCACCUAAUGUUACAGAAACUUCAAAAGGGUCAUUGCAAAAAUCACAAGAAGAAGAAACAAAUGUUUUCGCGUCUCUUUUGGCACGCUUUCCAUCUGAGCAGGCAUAUGAUCUGCAAACUUCACUUCAAGUUGGUUCUGCUAGUUGUCUUGAAGCGCAUGAAACUAGAGAACAAUCAACUCAACCCACUGAGGCCACCGAGUUGAAUCAAAUAGACCAGCCAUCAGAGAAUUUGGAAAGUGCUUCUGUCAAUGAAUUCUUUUCUGGUGAAAAACCAGGAAAGCAGCCUUUCAGCAAUAUCCAUAGGGGAUUGCGACGGCGUUGCCUUACCUUUGAAAUACCUAGAACAAAGAGGAGUAUAGAUAGUGUUCUUUUCUCCAGCUCUAUGUCUUCUUUACCAAAUGAAGAAAAUCCACCAUCCUCCAACAGGCUGCCUAUCACGCCCAGGGUUGAUCCUGCAAAGCGCAUUAUGCCAGGUAUUGGCCUGCAUUUAAAUGCACUGGCAGGAGUUCCGAAGGGCAGUGGAAUCUCCAACCAAGAGUUGCUUUCUACAAAUUCACAGGAUCCUCUUAUGAACUCCUUAACUUCUUCCUCUUUAAGAGAAGAUGUUGGUCCUGCUGAAAAUAUAGUUGAAAUGGCAGAAGAUUCUUCUCAAGCUUCAGUGUAUGCAGCUAAUGAGGACUUGAAUUCAAACAGUCCAAAGAAAAAGAGGCGCAAAUUUGAAACUAUUGGAGAAGGGGAGUCGUCGUGUAAACGUUGCAAUUGUAAAAAAUCAAAGUGCUUGAAGCUCUAUUGUGAAUGCUUCGCGGCUGGUGUUUAUUGUGUCGAGCCAUGUUCCUGUCAAGAUUGCUUCAACAAGCCCAUUCAUGAAGAAACAGUUCUUGCAACCCGUAAGCAGAUUGAAUCUCGUAACCCACUAGCAUUUGCUCCCAAAGUGAUCAGGACUGCAGAUUCAGCUCAAGAGGUCGGGGAAGAUACAACCCGAACUCCAGCAUCAGCCCGUCACAAGCGAGGGUGCAACUGCAAGAAGUCAAAUUGUCUGAAAAAAUAUUGUGAAUGCUAUCAGGGCGGUGUUGGAUGCUCCAUCAAUUGCAGAUGUGAGGGGUGUAAAAAUGCAUUUGGUAGAAAAGAUGGGUCCAGUCUGAUUGGCACAGAAGCAGAAAUGGAAAAGAUACAAGCCUCUGAGAAAUCCAUGCAGGAUAAAAGUUCAGAUAUUCAUGCAUUCCACAAUGAUGAUGACCAAAAUUCUGAAUUCGCCAUCCCUAUGACACCAUCAAGGCUUUUCAGGCCAUCAGUUCCAGUGGCAACUUCCUCGAAGGGAAAGCCGCCAAGAUCUUCCUUAGGAAUUAUUACUUCAUCCUCAGGUCUGCACCAAGUUGAUGGACCAGGAAGAUCAACAUUUCUUCGAACAUUAUCUAGGCCUGAGAAGCAUUUUAAAAGUGUAGCAGAUGAAAUUCCUACAGUUCUUCAAAAUUGUAGUCCUCCCAGCAGUGGUUUAAAGACUUUAUCUCCAAAUAGUAGGAGGAUCUCUCCUCCUCACCAUGCCAAUGGACAGACCUUCGGACAUAAGAGCAGCCGUAAGCUGAUCCUGCAGUCGAUCCCAGCGUUCCCUUCACUCAGUCCAAGACGCUGAAUUUGCAAAUUACCAUGGAAAUUUGUAAUAACACACCUAUCAUCUCUACUUCUCUAGGUGGAGUUACAAGUGUGCUAAUUAGUGUUAUAGUCCUUAUAACACACCUAUCAAUCCUUUAUGCCAUAGCUGUAUAAUAUUUCUAUAAUUUUUUUCCCUUAUUUCAAUUUUUUUGUUAGGUGAAAUUCUUUUCACUAUUUCAUAAUGCUUAAGUUCCAAAUUAGGAUGUGAAUGUAUUAGACUAUUUUAGGAUUUUAGUAUAUUUGUAAGAACAGUAACGGCCCAAUGGUAGUCUAGCGCUAUACUAAGGGUGGUUCAGUGAACUAUAAUACUUUCCAUAUUGCUCGUA
Messenger RNA from Chenopodium quinoa (quinoa), 3802 nucleotides. Its product is annotated as protein tesmin/TSO1-like CXC 2. NCBI's taxonomy places the organism in Eukaryota, Viridiplantae, Streptophyta, Magnoliopsida, Caryophyllales, Amaranthaceae. Gene Ontology annotation, molecular function: DNA-binding transcription factor activity. The transcript has 10 exons. Bases 1183 to 3456 code for a protein of 757 amino acids. The record is from RefSeq and is a predicted model, not a curated record.